Messenger RNA from Pocillopora meandrina, 1159 nucleotides. Lineage: Eukaryota; Metazoa; Cnidaria; Anthozoa; Scleractinia; Pocilloporidae. The record is from the annotation of a GenBank genome assembly.
UGGGGCUAUGUAGGUGCAGUCGGAGGUGGUGCGGUAGCAACUGGUGUUGCAGCAGUGGUAGCUGCUCCAGUGGUCCUUGGUGCUGCUGGUUUCACCGCUGGAGGUGUUGCUGCUGGCUCCAUGGCGGCAGUUGCACAGUCCGCAAUUUACGGAGGAUUUACAGGGGGUGCUUUUUCGGUUCUACAAAGUGCAGGGGCUGCUGGCAUAGGAUUGGCAGGAAAUGCUGCCGUUAGCGCAACCGGUGCAACUGUUGGUGGAGUUUUAUCAGGUUUAGGAGCAAGAUUAUACGUGGGUUUUGAUAAAACGUUGUUUGAUGUUUUAAUGAAUUGAAGCAAUUUGUGUGCCUACAAAUCAAACAUUCAAAUUCAAUCUAAAGCCUUUUGGGGUAAUUUUAAACUCUUUCACGCUUAUUUUCUAAUUUCAAUAGCUGUCCACAAAGGAACGUAGAAAAUCGAUGAGCGCUUUUCGACACUUGUAAGAUUCAAUAGCUGGUGUCUUUUUCCCCCGAAAUUUAACAAAUAUUUCUGUCUUUUGUUUCUCUUUUAUCUAUAAGAAUUUCGUAAGCGACGAAUUGUCAAUAAGCUUAUAUCAUUUGCAAUUCUAUUAUCAGGGCAGUCGUGUGAAGACCAUUAAUUUGUUGAUAUGUGGUGGAGGGAGUGAUGCGCACGCAUUUGCUGGCAUAGCGUCCUCUCGGGAGGGAAUUGAAGUUCGUGUGCUGAGUUUAUAUCAAGAUGAAGCAGAGCGCUGGAGCUCUGCAUUGCAGACCACAAGUGUUGAAGUUGAGUUACAGCGCAGGGGACAUGAGCCGAUGUCUAUCAAAUCCAAACCAGCAUUAAUAACAAAGAAUCCAGAUGAAGCCAUGCGAGAUAUCGAUUUGGUAGUCUUUGUCUCUCCUGCGUCUGCCCAUGAAGAUUAUCUGGAUGCCCUUAAACCUCACAUUAAACCUGGAAUGACCGUAGUUGGUCUACCUGGUGGACCUAGGUUCGAGUUCCAAGUUCGUCAUGCGCUGGACGAGACUGCGCAGCCGUGUACAAUCCUAAAUUUUGAGUCGUCACCUUGGAGAUGCCGUAUGGUAGAGUUUGGUGUGAAAUAUGAAGUUCUUAUCACAAUGGAAACUCUUUUGGGGACCAUGGAGGUUAGUUCUGAUACUUAUCAGUGA